AUGGAACGAUAUUCGGAGUUACCUUUUGUUGGGGAUGCAACCGGUGAAGAGCUUGAUCUAAUAAGAUCUGGAGACAUAUAUCUUCUUCAAAGAUACCGAUAUGUUACCUUCGCCAACAGAGUGGCCUCCAAACGAUCCCUGAGAGAGAAGAAAGAGGAAUCUGCCAAAGAAAGCAACAACUUGAAUAUUGUUCAAGACUUACAGGAGGAGUUGUCAACACUUUCGAAGGAAUAUUGGAUCUUGGAACGACUAUGGGGGAGGAUUAGGAUAUCGAUUACUGGCGUUCCCAGCCCAAAGGAUACAUGCACCGAGUACUUUGGGAAGAUUCUGUUGGGAGAGGAGGCUGGUGUGGCAGAGACUGUGGAUGCUGUUCUCAUCGCCCGUCCGAAUUCGCAGCUGGCCAUUGCAUCGUGGAGUGUUUUUGUUGCGAGAAAGCCCGGCGGUUUGCACUUGACCCCGAGCAAAAAUCCCAGCUCCAGGACUUCUUCAAGCUUGAUUACAACCGUCUCCGUGGAUGGUAUUACGACCGAAUGA
This is a messenger RNA of Penicillium paradoxum, 534 nucleotides long. RefSeq lists its product as uncharacterized. The record is from RefSeq and is a predicted model, not a curated record. The transcript is spliced from 3 exons. The coding region runs from base 1 to 534 and encodes 177 amino acids. NCBI's taxonomy places the organism in Eukaryota, Fungi, Ascomycota, Eurotiomycetes, Eurotiales, Aspergillaceae.